UGUUAGCAUUCCAAAGGGUCAAGGAACUCUUCCAGGGCAAACAAAUUCUGGAGCACUGAUGCCAGAUGGUGUGUAUAUAAAGUGGAAAAUGGGAAAAGCAAUUUACUGUGUUCCUGUUCCAGGGAGAAGUAUCACCCAGAAGGAAAGCAAAAGAGGAAAAAGAGCUGAAGAACAAUGCUGAGGUUUGCUAUCACCCUCCUUGCUCUCAUAACAUCAUCCACCUGCCAAAAAUAUGGAUGUCUGGAGGGGGAUACCCAAAAACUGAAGCCAGGUCCUGAGCCAAAGAUGCAAGAGUGCACUCUCUACUCUAAAUUUUCCUGUUGCUAUGCAGACUUCACAGAGCAAUUGGCUCAUUCCCCAGUAAUUAAAGUAAGCGACAGCUACUGGAACAGAUGUGGGCAGCUCAGUAAAUCCUGUGAAGAUUUCACAAAGAAAAUCGAGUGUUUUUACCGGUGUUCUCCAGAUGCUGUUUACUGGAUCCAUCCCAAUGACACUGCUGCUAUCCAGGCUGUUCCAUUGUGUCAAAGCUUUUGUGAUGACUGGUAUGAAGCCUGCAAAGAUGAUUCCAUAUGUGUUCGUAACUGGCUGACAGACUGGGAGUGGGAUAAAAAUGGAGAAAACCACUGUAAGGAUAAAUGUAUUCCGUACCGUGAGAUGUACGCAAAUGGGACUGAUAUGUGCCGGAGUAUGUGGGGGGAGUCAUUUAAGGUGAGCGAAUCCUCCUGCCUCUGCUUGCAAAUGAACAAGAAGGACUCGAUUGCAAUCAAGUAUCUCCUCUCCAAAAGCUCAGAGGAAAGCUCCAGCAGCAGCAGCAGCAGCAGCAGUGAGGAGCAUGCCUGCCAAAAUAAACUCCUGAAGUUCGAGAAACUAAAGCAAAAGAAAGGUGAACAGACAAGAUAAAUGCUAGUGGAUGUAUGUCAGCACAAGAGAAAUCGUGGUGGAGGCUGGGCUCGGGGCAUCAUGCCAGCCUGCUCUAUCCCUUCCUUUCUAGAACAUAAUAAAUCAAUGCCUGGUUCUAUUAA
Molecule: messenger RNA, 1022 nt
Organism: Haemorhous mexicanus (house finch)
Lineage: Eukaryota; Metazoa; Chordata; Aves; Passeriformes; Fringillidae
Product: riboflavin-binding protein-like
Exons: 6
Coding region: 175-900 (241 amino acids)
Cellular component (GO): external side of plasma membrane
Molecular function (GO): riboflavin transmembrane transporter activity; signaling receptor activity; riboflavin binding
Source: RefSeq, a predicted model, not a curated record